AUGAACCAUUUGAAGUUUUUGACUGUGAUAAGCAACCAGGAGCUGAAGCAUGCGGAUGUGGAUAAGCAGACAAAGGAACUGCUUAGAAAGAUGGCGAAGGAGAUUAGGUCGUGCGCAUCAAUCCGGAAGGACGGAGAUCUUGUGCAUAUCCUACCGGAGCCUCAGCUGAUGUUUCCAAGGGAGUAUCUGAAGUCGCAUGUUGAGACGAAGUGGCAGAAGUUUGCAAGGAGCAAAGGAAUAAAGAAGAAGAGCAGGAGUGGGCUUGUCUAUGACGAGGAGAUUGGAGAGUACAUACCGCGAUAUGGGCCGUAUAGCAAGAAGAACCGCAUUUUGAAGUCUGGGCUGAUGGACAGUGAAAAGACAGUGUCAUCGCUCAGAAAGCAGAGGAAACGAAAUAUCGAGAAGAAUCACGCAAACAGAAUCGCAAAUGCAAGCAGAAUCACAGGAGCACCUAGUCAAAGCCAAAAAAAAUGA
Ordospora pajunii is the source of this 474-nucleotide messenger RNA. RefSeq names its product ribosome biogenesis regulatory protein RRS1. Gene Ontology annotation, molecular function: protein binding. Gene Ontology annotation, cellular component: nucleus. The record is from RefSeq and is a predicted model, not a curated record. Lineage: Eukaryota; Fungi; Microsporidia; Ordosporidae. The transcript has a single exon. Bases 1 to 474 code for a protein of 157 amino acids. Gene Ontology annotation, biological process: ribosome biogenesis.